Molecule: messenger RNA, 2149 nt
Organism: Chenopodium quinoa (quinoa)
Lineage: Eukaryota; Viridiplantae; Streptophyta; Magnoliopsida; Caryophyllales; Amaranthaceae
Exons: 16
Coding region: 336-1778 (480 amino acids)
Source: RefSeq, a predicted model, not a curated record
AUUCGACAUUCGAUCCGAAAUGAAAACUCGGAUCAAAUAUCUUAAAAUUGGAUCGAUUGUAAAUUGUAUUUUCGGAUUUUCAAAUACUUUUGUACAGGCCUAAUAGCUAACCAUAGUGAAAGCUCUAAAAGAGUUAACUUGAAUUCUAAGUUCCUAACUAUGUGAAAAAUAAAAUUAAAAAAAAAAAAAAAAAAAAAACAAAAUUGAGCCCUCUCUUAAUAUCUCCCACGGUCCCACCUCUCCACCAUUUUAUCUUGUUGUCUUGCAGAAAAAUUGGCAAACUACAGUAAACCUGAAGAACCUCUGCACUCCACACCCAUAACUAGUAGACACCCAUGACCUUAAACUUAGCUCUUGAAUCCAGCUUCCUUCAUCGAAACUGCAAUUUUCCAGUACCCUUUACCAAUAAUUCAAACAAAAAUUCCAGAAAAUUAAAUUUCCCAAUAAUCUUUGCCCAAUUUCCCAAUCCAAAGUGUAAUCAAGAACUAUUGGUGGUGGUUGGUGGCGGAGCUGCCGGAAUUUAUGGCGCAAUUUGGGCAAAAACUGUCGCACCCAAACUCAAUGUUAUUGUCAUUGAGAAAGGGCAGCCAUUAUCUAAGGUAAAAAUAUCUGGAGGAGGUAGAUGCAAUGUGACCAAUGGACAUUGCCCUGACAAUGUGAUUAUGGCGGAACAUUACCCUAGGGGAAACAAAGAGUUAAAGGGAUCUUUCUUUAGCAUGCAUAGUCCACUUGAUACUAUGUCCUGGUUUACUAGUCGUGGAGUCAAACUCAAGACGGAAAGUGAUGGUCGGGUAUUUCCGGUCAGCAAUAGCUCAUCUUCAAUUAUUGAUUGCCUAAUGACUGAAGCUAGAAAAACAGGAGUGUCGGUGCAGACAGGAAAAACUGUGACUACUGCGACUAGCAAAGCUACUGGGAAGUUUGAUCUUGGGAUUAAGAUGCAUACUUCUCCAACCGCUGAUCUUGUUGAAGCUGAUUAUCUGUUAAUUGCCACUGGAAGUAGCAAGCAGGGUUAUGGUCUUGCAGGUCAGCUUGGCCAUACGAUUAUAGAUCCUGUCCCUAGUCUCUUCACCUUCAAGAUCAAAGACUCUAAUUUGGCUGAACUAUCGGGUGUUGCUUUCUCCAAGGUAAAAGCAAGAUUGAAACUGGAUAACCGCCGACGAAAUAUACCACAGCUUACACAGGUUGGACCAAUGCUUGUUACUCACUGGGGGCUCAGUGGUCCUGCAAUUCUUCGGUUGUCUGCCUGGUCAGCUCGUGAUCUAUACAGCUCAAAUUACAAAGGGACACUUAUCUUGGACUUUGCACCGGACCUUCAUAUAGAAGAAGUGAAGUCAAUCCUCUUAAAGCAGAAGAAGAAUUUUGCAAAGCAAAAAGUGGUCAAUUCAAGCCCUUCGGAGUUUAAUCUUGUCAAGAGAUUUUGGAGAUAUUUGCUCAAACGUGAGGGUUUAGUUGAAGAUAUCUUGUGGGCUUCCAUUUCUAGUGAUGCGUUGCUUGCUAUUACCUCCCUACUAAAACAGUGUCCAUUUGAAGUGACAGGAAAGGGCCAAUUUAAAGAUGAAUUUGUCACUGCUGGAGGUAUUCCCUUGAGUGAGAUUUCAUUGAAGACGAUGGAGAGCAAAAUACUUUCCAACUUAUUUUUUGCAGGAGAGAUAUUGAACGUUGAUGGGAUAACUGGUGGAUUUAAUUUUCAGAAUGCGUGGACGGGGGGCUACAUUGCUGGUACAAGCAUUGGGGAUUUAGCAGCAGACAGAGCGCUUAAGGUGCAGAUAUUAUUAUGACAUUGUCCCUUUAUGCAGCUAGUGGUACAAGCCUACAACUGCCUUCUAAUUUCUAAGCCGGAACUAAGUCAUGUGCAUGCUAACUAUAAUGCACAAAAGUUAAAACUGAGGACGUUUGGGUUUGUCCACCUAUUAUGUAUGGGCCUCAGAAGUUGUAUGUAGGUUGUUGUGAAAUAAAAGGGAUAUAGAAUUAGGCCCUGUUCUGAUUUACUGAAAAUAACUAAAUUGAAUUGAACUGAUUGGGAUUAAACUAAACUAAUUAGAGCUGAACUGAAAAAUUUGACUAUGGAUUAAUGAUUUUUAACUAUGGAUUAGUAAUGAUAUUAAUCCACUAAUAAUUAUGAAAAAUAAAAUAAAGUUCAAAAUUAAUC